AUGAGGAAGUUUCUGUCUCGUAGAGAUAAGCGCCGAAGUGUGAUUGCCGAGCCAGCAAUUAGCUCGUUUGGCUCUGCCACACUAGAAGAUGCUUACGAAUUCAAAGAAACAGACGAUUUGAACGAUUCCGUGGCGGACCUGAAUUUGCGGACUGUGCCUCGGUCCACCUCUCUAGAGGCCACGAAACGCAACUUGAUCAAAGGUCUUUCCACCAAGCGCUCUACAACGUCGUUGGCGGCAAACGCAUCCUCCAGUGGGGUGCAAAGCUUGAUAGAUCCUCAGUGGGACGCGGAGGUGCUCAAAGUGGGUUGGCUCAAUAAACUUCCUGACGAUAUCAGGGAUGGACCUCGAUUGUGUCGCGCCGAGGUGAAGGGAUCGUCUCUUCUGGUCUAUAGACCCCCACCGGAGCUUGAAGACGUGAAAUGUUUUGACAUAGACAAGGAAUCAAGUUACAGAAAUGUGGAAACGUCCACAACAAGUGAAAUUAGUCUCCAUUCCAGCAUGGACGAAGAGUCCACUCUAUUUGAAGAACAGAGCCGGUCACGGAAUCCUACAAUUCUGACAAAACUGCCACCUGAAGUUUCUGGGUCGCAGUUCAGUAUUGCCACAUCGCUCUCAUCGGCCAACGUCCACUUGGAACAUGCCGCGGUCGACUACCCCCACCCGGAUCUCGAGCUAAGCUCAGAUUCAAGAACAAUUGUGGACGGCUCGCUCGAGAGUUUGUGUCAUGCGGUGCUUUUCAACCCGAACCGGACCGUCAGCGAGGAGCUGCUACAGAUCUUGCCGUUGGUUGCUAACGUGAACACGGCUCUGCAAUAUUUCCAAAAAUACAUCCAGGUGAUGGAGCAAACAGAAAAGGUGUCUGCUAGUAAACAUGUGGCCGAGCACAACAAUAAAAUGGUGGUCUGGGCAGGCCGGCUUGCGCUUGUGGUGGAAACGAUAACGAACCGGUUUUCAGGAUUACUGCUGGACGAGGAGGUGUUGAGUUCGAUUUGGACACUCUUGGUUUUCGUUGACAUUUAUCAACCGUCAGAUAGUUUGAAGACAGCUAUAUUCCUCAGGUACCAAGAACUGACCAAGCUACGGAGCGCAGACACGGAGUCCGGUCGUCUGGCUGACCUUCCAGCCAAAACUUUCCUCGAGACUCCUUUGGAGACUCUCGCUUCUACAAUCAACGCUAUCAACCUCAAAUAUUCCGCUAGUUGGAACCCACAGCGCGACGAAUCGCUUCUUUACGAAAACGCUUCUGAAAACCACCCACAAUGGCGUUCCAACCCUCUUCUCUUCCGUUCUCCAAACAACCUUCACUAUCUUGCUCGUUUGUUGAGCUACCAUCUGUUUGAAGAUCCUCAGGUGACCACAGCUGCUCAAAGGGCAGAAGUUCUUGGCAAAUGGAUCCAGCUAGGGUCGCUACUUAACAGCGUGGGUGACAUGGUGAAUUGGCUUGCAAUUGCAACCGUCAUCUGCUCUACGCCGAUCUUGCGACUCACCAAGACUUGGGCAGCAGUCUCUGCGGAUCUGGUGCAACUAGUUAGCUGCAAUUGGGCACCCGUCGCGUUUGAACUCGAUAGGCGUGCAAUUGUCAGUCCUGCCAGCCACCGCGCGUCUUACCACGUUCUUGCUCCUCAAGGAAUUGGCAAGAACUAUCCAAAGGAGAACGUUGUUCCAUAUUUUGGUGACCUGUUUGUGAAAAAGGCACAGUACUCGUUCGAAGAUGCCAUCCGCCAUGUCUCCAGAAUUCAUGCCUCUUUUGCCAAAUGGGACGAGUAUCUCAAAGACAUUCGCAACAGUCGGUCUGCGAUGAAGAGUAUUCAUACCAGGACAGAGGAUCCAGAAACUCUCCAGAAGCUGAACAAGGUGUUUGGCUACCACAUCCAAUCGGCGUCGUUUGGAUUGAAUGCUAUUAUGGAACAUUCCUUACGUGUGGAGCCGGCCUAUACCGGCCAGUUCAGCAAACUGCAUGACAAGUCAAGAACGUCGCUGUUCCUUGGAUCGUAUGCUGCUUUGCUUUUCCCAGAAACACUUAAGAGCUAUCGUAUAUUUGAGCGGGAUUCGAUGGUGGGGGCCAUUGGCGGAGGCAAGACCUCCCAUACUGCAAUCUCUCAAACCUUGCCCCGCGCGGGGGAGGAGGCAUCCAAGCUGAUGAGCAGAAACCAGUUCCUCAAAGCUGUACGUGAUAUUUUUGAUGUUGACUCUCACGAGUUCCAUGUGGAUGAUACCAUUGUGUUCAAGACUAACGAUGGUCCUGCCGUGAAGGGAAGACUUCAGGAAUCCAGCUUGCUUCUCAGUGAAAGUAUGAGCGUGAAGCGGUUCAGCAACUACUCGUCCAACAGUUUAAGUUUGGAUGAGUAUUUCAACACUGUUGAGUCUAUGGUGGAGGAGAACGAGGCCAAAAAGGAGAAGCUGAGUGUGGAAAUUUUGACAAAGGCUGCUACAGUGGACAAGCUGCUGAACUUGCUGGUGUUGACGUACUCUACUUUUGGUUCAAAGUUCAAAGAGCAAGAUGUCAUCAAUUUUGUUGGAGAUACGCCUCCAGACUCUAUCGAGCUGAAGAUGGACAACGGUGUGUUCAACAUGACGUUCUUUGCGGUUUACCGAGGAUUCUGCUCUACAACGGACGUGUUGGAAGGAAUGAAGAAACGGUUUAUAGGAGCAAGAGCUGCAGCAAGAGCGUUGGAGCAAGGAACUGAGCCGGAUUGGGACGCUGUCAACGUGGGCAGAUACGCUGAGACCAAUUGGAAGUUUGUGGCGCAGAUUCAACUUGGUGUUCUGGAGAUCUUGUUGAUCUUGGUGGAGAACUACUAUCAUCAUUUCGUUGACAAUCUUGAGAACAAAACUAUUUUCGACACACUCUUGAGAACAAUCGAUAACGAGACAAUUGUACAAUGGUCCAAGAUUCUUCUUUGGUUGGAAUCUGACGAGUUUGUCAACAGGGAGUACUUGCAACAGGUCCGCAGACUCUACACUUCGAUUACAGAGAUUUACAAGAAGAUGAGAAAGACGUAUGUUCGCAAGUGCUACAGGCCGCAAACGGGACCAAUUGUUCCUGUAUUUACGUCGAAUCUGACCAUCGUGCCAGCAGACAGACUUUUGCCAAGAUCUGGCGACUCGGACAAGCUGACCAAGUUUGUUGAAGAUCUCGAUACUACUCUGGCUUCCUUGUACAGUCUGACAACGCUGCACGACUGGAUAGACACGUUUGAGAUCCUGGAGACCCAUGCGAGCGAGUCGCCGCUCAGUUUGUCGCAAUACGACUCCCAGCCAGUGGAUGUUGCUGAGGACAAGAUGGUUGUUUCCAACGUGUAUUGCUGGCUUGCCAGUGUGAAGGACUCGAACGGACAGUACCUCGUCAACAAGUUUCCUGCUGGAGUGAGAUGUCUGUUUGAAUUCUACUUUAGAUUGAAAGCGUAUCUUGCAACGCAAAUUCUGGAUCCCGGGUUGCAGGAGUCUGAUAGAGAGGACAGAAUGCGUGUUGCUACCAAACUGUUGGGCAUCACCAGUUCUAAGGAGAAUCCUCGUGUUCCUGGCAUGUUGGAGAGCUGUCUGGUGGAUGUGAUUUUGUCGCCCGAGUCCAGAACGUUUGCUCAUAUCUGGAAGAAAAUUGCCCAGACAGAGUCUCUGGAUAGUGUUGAGCAGCUUGUCCCAGAACUUCCAGGACUCAAGGUUUUGCCAUGUCCUGGCUGGCUGGCAGAACGGUUGCUGGAGAUUGCGUGCUUCAUUCCAAACAAGAGCGUUGAAAACACCAACCUGAUCAACUUUGACAAACGCAGAUUCGCAUACAACUGUAUUUCCAACACGCUUGACAACGUGCCUGAUUCCGAGUCUUCCCCGCUGGAGACUCCUUUCGGGUUCCUGUUUGAGUGCAGUUGCAUGCUGCCAACGCUCGCCGAGCUGUGUCCAAGCACAGAGCCGAUCUUCUCCCGCCAGCUGGAGCAGCAGAAACAGUUGCUGGCCAUCGAGGCUUCCAGAAGACGACUGUUGGUGAAACAGACCCAGAGCUGGACUGCUCCUCGCGAGACACACAGAGACCACCGUCGUGACAGUGUUCGUGUCUCGCGCAGCGUUCCGAUCCGGCCUUCCAGCAGCAGCAGUAGCAGCAGCAAGUUCAAGCUGGGCGGAUUGCUCAAGAGCAGACCGUUCAGCGUCAACAUGGGCCACGGCGAGCGGAUCUCGGGAGUGGACGAGCUGGGCGUUGCUGACGACUUUAUCGACUCGAAGCAGAGACCAGUGGUGGCAGUGAAUUUGAAGGAGUACACAAUCUUCCCAGUGUACCAAACCCCGUCAUCGUUUAAGCUGAGCAGCCCGUCCCAGGAGCUGAGUUUCCAGGCCAUCAGCGACCCAGAGAAGAACGACUGGCUGUACCAGCUGAACUUCGCCAAGAAGCACUGGUUCUGGUCCAAGUCCGCCAACAAGUACACGCACCACAACUUUGUGUUUGGCGUUCCGCUGGAGUUCAUCUGCGAGCGUGAGAGCCGCGAAAUCCCAGGCAUCAUUGAGAAGAUGAUGAGCGAAAUAGAGUACAGGGGACUCGAGGAGACUGGGUUGUACCGUAAGUCUGCGUCUGUUUCUGUUCUGAACGAGAUCAGAGAGGUGGUGGAUCUGAACGGAGACCUCAACAUGGAGCACCAGCUCGUUUUCGACGUGCACAACCUCACGGGAGUGAUCAAGCUGUUUUUCAGAGAGCUUCCUGAACCGUUGAUCACCAACUCUGUGAUCCCGGAGUUUGAGAAAAUCAAACAGCUUGCCCAGUCCACCGACAGAUUCGACCAGUACAAGGAGAUCAUGGCGAAACUGCCGUCGUGCAACAGAACGCUACUGGCACGGUUCGUCAAGCAUCUUAAGAUGGUGGACGAGUACAACCAGCAAAACAAGAUGCCUGCUUCCAACUUGGCCAAAGUGAUCGGCGGUCUGUUCAUUGAAGGAUGCCGGCCAGAAAACAACCAGUACUUUGGUCUCAUGACGUUUGUGUGCGAGGACCUUAUUCUAAACUACGACCAGGUCUGGACUUCAUAA
This is a messenger RNA of Ogataea philodendri, 5013 nucleotides long. RefSeq lists its product as uncharacterized. Gene Ontology annotation, cellular component: cytoplasm. NCBI's taxonomy places the organism in Eukaryota, Fungi, Ascomycota, Pichiomycetes, Pichiales, Pichiaceae. The transcript has a single exon. Gene Ontology annotation, biological process: small GTPase-mediated signal transduction; regulation of GTPase activity. The coding region runs from base 1 to 5013 and encodes 1670 amino acids. Gene Ontology annotation, molecular function: guanyl-nucleotide exchange factor activity. The record is from RefSeq and is a predicted model, not a curated record.